This is a messenger RNA of Octodon degus (degu), 996 nucleotides long. RefSeq names its product mitochondrial ornithine transporter 2. Bases 73 to 978 code for a protein of 301 amino acids. Gene Ontology annotation, biological process: mitochondrial L-ornithine transmembrane transport. NCBI's taxonomy places the organism in Eukaryota, Metazoa, Chordata, Mammalia, Rodentia, Octodontidae. Gene Ontology annotation, molecular function: L-ornithine transmembrane transporter activity. The transcript has a single exon. The record is from RefSeq and is a predicted model, not a curated record.
CGGACUCCGGGCGGGAAGUGGGGGCCGCGGGCUUCAGUCAAGGCUCCUACCCCCAGAGUCGAGUGGCCCAACAUGAAGUCCAGCCCCUCCAUCCAAGCCGCCAUCGACCUCACGGCAGGGGCUAUCGGGGGCACCGCGUGUGUCCUGACCGGGCAGCCCUUUGACACAAUAAAAGUGAAGAUGCAGACGUUUCCCAGCCUGUACCGGAGUCUCACCGACUGCUUCCUGAAGACCUACAGACAAGUGGGCUUCUGUGGCCUCUACAAGGGAACCAGCCCUGCGCUGAUGGCCUACGUUAGCCAGAGUUCUGUCCUAUUCAUGUGCUACGGCUUCUGUCAGCAGUUUGUCAGGAAAGUUGCUGGACUGGACAAGCAGACAGAGCUGAGUGACCUUCAGACUGCCGCUGCAGGGUCCCUGGCCUCUGGGUUUGCUGCCUUGGUUCUCUGCCCCACUGAGCUUGUCAAGUGCCGGCUGCAGACAAUGCAUGAAAUGGAGAUGUCAGGGAAAAUAGCAAAAAGCCAUAACUCAAUCUGGUGUGUUGUGAAGAAUAUCCUUAGGAAGGAUGGCCCGUUAGGCUUCUACCAUGGAUUCUCGACCACUCUCAUUCAGGAGAUACCAGGCUAUUUUUUCUUCUUUGGUGGCUAUGAACUGAGCAGAACAUUUUUGGCAUCUGGGAGAUCAAAGGAUGAACUAGGCCCUGUCCCUCUGAUGUUAAGUGGUGGAAUUGCUGGAAUCUGCCUCUGGUUUGUCAUAUUCCCAGUGGAUUGUAUUAAAUCUAGAAUUCAGGUUCUUUCCAUGCAUGGAAAACAGGCAGGAUUUAUUGGAACUCUCAUAAGCAUUGUGAGAAAUGAAGGAAUCCUAAUCUUAUAUUCUGGACUGAAAGCUACCCUUAUUAGAGCAAUCCCGUCCAAUGCUGCACUGUUUUUGGCCUAUGAAUACAGCAGGAAGAUGAUGAUGAGCCAAUUGGAAGCAUCCUGAAAUGUCGGUGGACCUCGA